Messenger RNA from Arvicanthis niloticus (Nile rat), 262 nucleotides. RefSeq names its product large ribosomal subunit protein mL42-like. Gene Ontology annotation, cellular component: mitochondrial large ribosomal subunit. Lineage: Eukaryota; Metazoa; Chordata; Mammalia; Rodentia; Muridae. The record is from RefSeq and is a predicted model, not a curated record.
AUGGCGGCAGCGGUAAAAUGGGCGAUAUCAGACAGAACUAUCUGGAAACAUGUAUUUCCAAUCCAAAAUGGAGCUUUAUCUAGUGCUUGUCACAAAUCUACAUAUUCUUCUGAUCCGGAUGACUACAACUGCAAGGUAGACCUGGCUUUGACAUCCGACCGCAGGACAAUAGUGUGCUACCGCCCUUCCAUAGGACGUCCCCUAUGAACACACCAAACCCAUCUCUCAAUCCGAUCUUCUCCAUAAUAAUGAAGAAACACAC